AUUUUGAUUAUAAUAUAAUAAAAAACUAAAUCCAAUAUCAUUAACUAAUCCAUUUAUGUAAUGUAAAUUUUAGAUAAAGUUGUUUUUAUGUUGGUUGCACCAGACAUGGCACUCGAUGAAUCUAUUGAAAACAGUAAAGAAAAACUGCAGGAAUGCAUAGGCUACCAGACUGACUUGCAAAAAGAAAUAUCCACUGUCUCACGUGUAGCGUGUUUUAUAUUGAGAAAAGUUGGUUUUCUAUGUGAUCCAAAAGAUUUUGAAACCUGUAGGUUGUCAGACCUUGCAGAUACGAGAAGAGAUUUGAUUAAGGAUGUUACUAUAAAAUUACUCAACGAUGUAGCAUCUGGAAAUCAUAUGGGUAAUAUCAGACAUCGCGGGAUGUGCCGGUUAAAAGGACUGAAGAGAAGUUUAAGUAACCCAAAAUCAUACAUAAAGGAAGCUAAUGUUAAUGGUAGUACGUGUCGUCUAACUAAAAUAAACAACGAGACGGUUAUAGUCUCUACCAUGGGGUGGGACUUUUAAAAUAAACCACUAUAAUAACAAUACUUAAAUAAUUGUUUUAAA
Adelges cooleyi (spruce gall adelgid) is the source of this 564-nucleotide messenger RNA. RefSeq lists its product as uncharacterized. The record is from RefSeq and is a predicted model, not a curated record. The coding region runs from base 88 to 522 and encodes 144 amino acids. The transcript has 6 exons. NCBI's taxonomy places the organism in Eukaryota, Metazoa, Arthropoda, Insecta, Hemiptera, Adelgidae.